CUCUCUCCUCUCCCCGGGCCUCCUGUUUCGACAUUCCCGUCCUGCUCUCCUCGGAUCCAUCCAAGGCGGGACCAGAACCAAAAUCCACUCGAAAAUCACUGCAAAGGCGAAGGGGCCACCCACAAAUCCUGACCCCGUGGGUCCCGCUUGCAGCAAAUCCUCCAACAGGAAACAGACGCGCGGCUGUUCCGACCGACAUAAGCCUGUCUUCCCCCAGGUCGACUGUUUCGGAGCCUGGCCUGCCCUUUUUAUUCAUGCAAUCGGCUCUUCCUCACAUAUGAAGAGGCACUCCAGGUCGAAUGUGACAGGCCUCGCUACUACCUUCUUGUUCACUGCAUCACCAUCCCGAAUCGAAAAGGUGGCUGCCCAAUAUACGCUAGCCGGGCCCUGAUAACAGCCUCCCUCUUCCGAUCCACCCACGAGGCUAUCUCCUAGUUAUUCUCCGGCGUUGCACUCACACUCACCAGCUGGCGGGCGAGCUGCAGCCUCUGUUGUCCGUCGGGGACUAGUUUUUACCAAGGGAGCCUGUCCCGAGGGCCUGGGCCCCGCGCACUACCCCGUCAGCCGUCCACGGGUACCCUCUGUAGCAGAGACAAAGGAUCCGUUCACCAAUCACCGGCCAUUGGCGAAUGACAUUGCGCCGUUGAGCCACGUUGGAGGCCGAAGAGCGUGGUGACCAUGGCCACCUACACCCAGCUGCACCACUUCGAGCUCGACCUGAGCGCCGCUUGCUACCCAAAUUCGAUAUCCGGCCGACUCAACGAUGUCGUUCCUGUACUAAAGACAAGCACAGCCUUUUUCACAUUUCUCAGGGCAAACCUCGCUCUGCAACCAUCAGCCAUGUCUAACGUCUCCACACCACUGCUUGAGCCCGUGGGCGUCAACCAGGGCCUCACCACGCAGAGCUCGCCCUCACCUCUGUCCAGGCAUGUCACCCACGCCAACGAGGACUCAUCACCACAACCGCAGGCCAACCUCGAAGACAUCCCACCCCUGUCCCUGGACGUCCUCACCACCCGCAACGACAAGGUCGAGGCCCUCAAGCUCGUCGCCGACUCCAUCGCCCAGCAGCGCCAGCGCGCCUCCCUGGGCCUCGUCUUCCACCCGCUGCUCCUCUCGGGGCUGGUCGCCUCCCUGGCCCUGACCUACCAGGUCGCCUGGGCCAGGAAGCCCCAGCCCCAGCGGGACCUGGGCGUCGCCCUGGCCCUCUUCUCGGGCGUCGUCAUGGCCUACCUGCUGGCCAUCCGCUACGCCACCUCGGGCUACAUCCAGAUCGCCGAGUCCCUGGGCUGGGACUGGCUCGUGUCGCCCGACACCGCCGACGAGGACGUCGUCAUCGGCACCAGGUUCGGCUCCGAGCUCAUCGGCGCGCUGUUCCUCAGGCUCGAGCCGACCAGCGGCCACCGGGGCAAGCGGAGGGGCACCCAGACCAUGAGGGGCGGCAAGGGCGUCAUCCGCGCCUGGACCACCAAGCUCAGGUACCGCGGCAAGGGCGUCGGCGCCGACAUGCUCCAGGAGGCCGUGAGGGUCACCCGCGAGAGGUGCGGGAGGGACGCAGAGGUCGGCUUCGCCGCCGAGCAUGCCAACAGCCAGAUGGUGCUGCCCGAGAUGUUCAACAAGCCCUUCCGCAACGGCGAGCGGAAGGCCGCCGGCGCCCUGGAGAAGGCGGUGGCCGAGUGGGAAGGCGGGAGGAGGAAGAGGUGAAAGGGGGUGGUUGCAGGAUAAAACCCUUACCUCGAGUGUGUGCGGUUUAGAAAAACCGCAUUUGGAUCGGAACCGAUCUCGCUCCUUUAUUUUUAAUCACAUAUGAUACCACUUUCGCUUCUACGGCUGAGAAGAUCGAAGAUUUUGGCCCCGAGCCAUUCAUGGGAUCUUUAGGCAGGCAGGACCGGACUGGGCUCUCGAGGGAGUUAUUUAUGAUACCCCAUUACUCUCUUUUCUUGGAUAUGGCGGGUUCUUGACCGCAAGCAGCGGGGUUUAGCGAUCAGGUUGUCAUUAGAUUUAACGGAGUAAUAAAUCCUCUUUACCUUAAA
Molecule: messenger RNA, 2033 nt
Organism: Diaporthe batatas
Lineage: Eukaryota; Fungi; Ascomycota; Sordariomycetes; Diaporthales; Diaporthaceae
Exons: 2
Coding region: 679-1704 (341 amino acids)
Source: RefSeq, a predicted model, not a curated record